This is a messenger RNA of Ailuropoda melanoleuca (giant panda), 3815 nucleotides long. RefSeq names its product glutathione S-transferase C-terminal domain containing (gene GSTCD). The transcript is spliced from 12 exons. Gene Ontology annotation, cellular component: cytoplasm. Bases 678 to 2594 code for a protein of 638 amino acids. Lineage: Eukaryota; Metazoa; Chordata; Mammalia; Carnivora; Ursidae. The record is from RefSeq and is a predicted model, not a curated record.
CCAAAACCUUCCGGGAAAGGUCCGCGACAGGGUUGCAGGCACCUAGUCCCUGGAGCCGAGCCUCAGUCGACGAGCCCUAGCCGAAGCACCCUAGGAGGAAGCACUACCCCGCCGAAGGGAGCGGUCAGCCUGGGGCACGCGACCGCCCGCAAACUACGAGGUCUUCCCUUAGGGAACGAGGAAGCUAAGACCCCACGCAACCACCCUCCCACCUCGCCCCUCGAGGAGGUCUCGAGCCUCCCAGAGGCGGCUGGGAGCCGGCUAGCUCGUCACAACUCACCGCUCCGCCCCGCGGCUCCGUCCGUUCCCGGAGGCCCCUUCCGAACCGCUCCCGGAACUAGCCGGCUCCGAGGAAGGGGAAACAAAGGUUCCUGCAGCAGUGCGAAGACCGGACCUUUUUGGCUGUGCGACGGUAGGAAGUGACGUAACAGCGGGCUUCCGGUCCGCCGGAUUAUGAAUGACGGCCGACGCGGCUGUUUCCAAGACAGGGUGCCUGUUGUUUCUCUCCCGGCCUUUCUGGCAGCCAGUGGUCCGUGGGCGAAGACACGCGGAAGCUGCCUCGGAAACCUGGCUCGCGCGGGGUGGGUAGGCGCAGGCGGCUCGUGUCGCUGACACGCUCACGCACCCUCCCUGCCUGGCCGCGCGUCUGCGACCAGGUGACCCAAUGAAAGAAGAAAAUGAAAGGCAUUAAGAAAAGUCUUACAGAAGAAUACCUGUACUUGGACUUUUCUCACCAAAUAGAAGGAUGCAUCUUUCCUCUUCAUACAUCUGUAACUUUGUUUUUGUUGUCCUACUGUGACUGCAAAAUCUUUAAAGUUUGCUUAGUCCCCGCUGGAGAAGGUACAGAUAUUUCACUAAAAAAUGUAGUGCCCCAGGAUGUCCAAGUACAAGUUAUUUCAAGGCAGGAGCUUCCACCAAUAGUCCAGAAUUGCUGUUUACCUGCAGCGGUAGAAAAACCAGACAAUUUCUGUAGAGCAGGACUUGCCGUUGUGCUGAGACACAUAAUCCAGAAGUCAUACGAAGCUGACCCCUCCAAGAAGGAAAUUUUGGAGCUUUUGGGUUUUAAGAAGACUUGCUUGAAAGCCUGUGCCGAAGUUAGUCAGUGGACCAGGCUAUGCGAACUCACCAUCCCUUUAGCUAUUGAGAAUUUUCUUAGAGAAUCUUCUGACCAGCACCCAACUAUCCCCGCAGAAAUACUGCAGUUAGAGAGAAAGCUUAGUGAGCCUGUUAGAGUGCACAACGAUGACAAACUCCGUCGGCAGAAGCUGAAGCAACAGAAGGCUGCUGGGGUCGGGCCUUCCCUUGCUAAGGAAAAAACAAAGAGCAAGGUGCCUACACAAGAAACGUCUGAAGAGUUGGACUCUUCAUCCGAGAGCCUGGAACUGCAAGUGGCAUUCUCAAAGCUCACAGUACUGGAAGAACCAGCUACCACCAACAGGGAGCCUUCUCACAUCAGAAAAGCAAAAGCCUCUGACCUUCCGCCUCUGGAGCAUGUGUUUGCAGAGGGCUUGGACUUCACUUUGGCCGAUAUCGUGCUCUUGCCCUGUAUCCAUCAUUUUUUGGUAAUUAUCUGCAAGAAUCUUUCUGAAAAGCUGAUAGAAUUUCCACUGCUGGCUGCUUGGUACCAGAGGAUUCAGGAAGUGCCGAGAGUAAAAACAGCAGCUUCUCAGUGUGGGAUCCAGUUUCUCCAUUUACCAGAGUUGCUGGCCACGUCAAAUGAACAAGACUCAAACUUACGUGAGGUCCCAGCUGUGGAGGAGCAAAGUGAUGCUGCUUUUAUAGGCGGACCAAGACCUACUAUGACAAAGUUAAUGGAAAAAGGCAUUGAAGUGAUGUUUUCUCCCCACCCUUGCCCUACUUGGACCCUUGAUUGGAAUAGUCUUCCUGCAGCAGUGAGCCCAAAGGAAGGUAAAAUGUCCAGCGAUCGAGCUUUGAGGAAGCAACAGCAGUUAAACAACCUCGUUUAUGUGGUGACGAACCAGGCCAAACCUGGUGACAGAAUUGUGGAUUUCUGCAGUGGCGGGGGCCAUGUUGGGAUUGUCCUUGCUCACAUGCUACCGUCAUGCCAGGUCACAUUAAUAGAAAACAAGGAAUUGUCAUUAAUUCGUGCUAAGAAGAGAAGUGAUGAACUAGGUUUAAGCAACAUUUGGUUCAUUCAAGCAAAUAUGGAGUACUUUACAGGGAUGUUUAAUAUUGGGGUGGCAUUACAUGCGUGUGGAGUGGCAACAGACAUGGUGAUUGAGCGCUGCAUCAAAACGCGGGCUUCCUUUGUCACGUGCCCUUGCUGUUAUGGUUUCAUUCAGAACACCUCAAAGUUUAAUUUUCCCAAAAGUGAACAAUUCAAGAAAACUUUAUCGUACAAGGAGCACAUGAUUCUGUGCAGAUUUGCGGAUCAGACGGCUGUCCAGCUUCCACCCCCACGGAGACUCGUAGGUAUGUGUGUUCACAGAGCAGCUGGAAAACAGUGCAUGUGCCUAGUGGAUCUGGAUCGAGCAAUAGCUGCAGAAGAACGUGGUUACUCUGUUCAAGUAAUAUCCAUGGAGCCAGAAAGCUGCUCUCCCAAAAAUAACAUGAUCGUGGGAGUCCCCAUUUAGAGGGAGAUAUUCACAUGAUGUUUUGCCAUCCGUCUUCAUGAUGAAAGCCCAGUGGCAUUUAGGAGGUUCUUGGCAUAACUAGAAAACAGCAUUAGCCAUCUUGAACUUAUUGUGCUCAGGAAGUAAAGCAGCAGGAAAAUAACGGAAGAAAAGCUGCCUGCAAAGCAUCACAAAUGCUCUUAUAAUGUAUGAUUAAAGGACCGCUGGUUUGCCUAGUGAGAAUCCCCGGAAGUCUCAGCUGCCAACAGAAUAGUACUCACCAGUGGAGGUUCCAUCACUGGAAUAACAAUUUCCUUCUCAGUUCACAGCUUUCCGGGUCUUGUCAAUUUGAUGUUCAAUUCAAAACAGCGAAUUGAAGCCUUUGUAAUCAUUGCAGCCUUUAUAAUCAUUUAGCUAAUCAAAUGGAGACCGAAACUAGAUUCAGUGGGAUGGGUUGGUUGGUUGUGUUUUUAAUAAUUGUACUUUUUCUAUAAUUUUUAAAAAUAUCUAGUCAGGCAACUACGGUGUGGUGAAAUUUUUAAGCCAGGAUGAGUUGGACUUGUAUUUCAUUUCAUAUACUUCUUUAAAUAUGUUUCCCAUAAAUUACCAAAUAAGAUCAUCACUGGUUCAGACGUUUUAUAUGAAUACAUAAAGUAAUUGCAGGAAAUUUCCCAUUAUGGGAACAUGAAAUUUGAACAUGAAUUCUAACUAAACAGUAAAUAUAUUGAUUAAUUAAUUCCAGUUUAUAAAUAAUUAUUGAGGAGCCAUUAUUUUCAAGACCCUGGCCUAGAUUCUUCUAAGGAUACACAGAGUUGCAAGACACAUGGUGCCUUGCCUAUGGAAUAAAUCACGUAAAAGAAAAAAUGAAUUAGUUCUUUAUGCCAUAAUAUAAUGUAAGGUCACAGGAUUUGUUUUCCAGAUAUCAAUCAUAUUUUUUUAGUUACAUUACUUUGGUAAAAUUUAUUGAGUAUAGAUUGGAGGUAAGAGGAGUACAGAGCUUGGAAGCUUAUUUUAAUAUUUCCCCUUCUCACACUUCUCCUCAGUCCACCAGCCAAACUUUUUAAAGACAGAUAACAUGUCCUUUCUCACAUGCUGCUAAUUAUUUAACUUCUACAUGUCCUAGGUUAUUCCAUUUGAGAUGAGAUUUGUUUCAUUGAUCUUGAUGUUUCCAACCCCUGUAUGACACAUAUCAUGAGGAAAAAGGACUUUAAUAAAUAACUCUUCCAUCAUUGUGACUUAAAA